Molecule: messenger RNA, 1954 nt
Organism: Coffea eugenioides
Lineage: Eukaryota; Viridiplantae; Streptophyta; Magnoliopsida; Gentianales; Rubiaceae
Product: transcription termination factor MTERF2, chloroplastic-like
Exons: 2
Coding region: 618-1733 (371 amino acids)
Biological process (GO): chloroplast organization; regulation of DNA-templated transcription
Cellular component (GO): chloroplast
Molecular function (GO): double-stranded DNA binding
Source: RefSeq, a predicted model, not a curated record
UGGGAAGGGAAAUGGUGGCGGCGGCGGCGGCCGGUAGGUGGAGAUUAGAGAAAGAAAGAGAUGAUGUAAUUUAAGCAUUUAGCAAAGUAGCUGAGGACCGUAUGUCUUGGAAAGGAAAGGUAAUGAAAACAAUGAGGAAAGGUGGGACUCAAUUUGUGGCCCAAUAUCCAUAAUUCAUGACCCAGCCCAAACACGUCAUCCAUUCCAGGAGCCUGAGACCGAAAGUGCAACAAGACAAUCGUGGCUGCUGAAAGACUGAGAGAUGCCGAACGAAAGUUGAAACAAAACUAAUAAGUCUACUAAAUAAAUAACAAGAGCUAGCAGUGGAUUGAAGGUCAAUUUCCACGGGGGCAUGGCCCAUCCUUCGAAGUCUAGCUGGCAUUCCAUUCCAAGCCCUAGUGCUUCAGUCCACCGCUACCGUCUUUCCACAAUGUCCAUUUUCGAUUUCUUUCAGAUGCCAUGUCGGUCACAGCGCUCCUCUGAUAAUUGAGAUAUCCGCCCGCCGUCACGUCUGUCAGUGGCUCGAAAGCCUAGCAGCUCAGCUGCUCGGCCGACGUCGUUUGAGUAGUCUGUUUCGGCUCAGUCACCAACAACAACUAGGGAAUUUUACAGUUAGUAUGUCGUUAUCUUUCCUGUGCCCUAGGCCUGAUACAACUGGGGGGCUGCGCAACACCUUCCCCACGCGCCUUCAUGUGAGACCUUUUGCCUCUGUUGCAUCCCAGCCAGAAAUUGAAAUUGUUGGCGUUAAGCAAAUCCAGCAGAAGAAGAAAUUAGAAAAGGCAGUGCUGGUGGAUUCCCUCCUCAGAAGUUACGGCUUCAGUGACGCCCAAAUCUCCAAACUUCAAACCUUGCGUCCCCGGGCGCUAACUCUCAAUCCUCAGGAAAUCCUCUUGCCGAAAUUCGAGUUCCUGCGUUCCAUAGGCGUCUCCGCUGCUGAUCUUCCCAAGAUUAUAUCUCUUAACCCUGCCAUACUCGAAAUCAGCCUCCAGGGAAGGCUCGUUCCUUGCUACAAUUUCUUCAAGAGUUUGAACUUGACGGACCAGCACAUUGUUACAAUGUUGAAGAACUACUGGAAAAUUUUCCACGGUGACGAACGGAAAGUACUUGGACCUAAGAUAGAGGUGCUCAAGGGUCUCGGGGUGCCUCACCCCGCUAUCUCGCUCUUGUUGGUCCACUAUCCCAGCGUGGUCCAUCUCAGCUUCAACACCUUCCGAAGAUGUGUGGACGAAGCAAUCCAGAUGGGGUUCGAUCCAUCCGUCGGCCACUUCGUUCAAGCAGUCAAAGCGCUGUCUCGGUUUGCUAAAAAGCAAGACAUUGAGCAUGUGAUGGAUGUUUACCGGAGGUGGGGUGUUUCCGACGAUGAGAUUUUGUUAGUCUUCCGGUCACAACCGCUGUGUAUGGACUGCUCCGAGCAGAAAAUCAUGAGGACCAUGGAUUUCCUUGUCAACCAGAUGAAAUGGCAGCCCGACGCUGUUGUCCGGUGGCCCACCGUCCUCCGGUACAGCUUGGAGAAGCGGAUCAUGCCCAGGUGUCGAGUCAUUAAAGCUCUGAUCGCCAACAGUUUGGUUGAGGAGAAUAUUAGCUUUGGUUCUUUCAUAAGCAUUUCUGAGCGGCUUUUCUUGGAUCGGUACGUGGACAAUUGGUUGAAAGUUUUACCCAGAUUAAUGGGUAUUUAUCGAGGAGAGGAAUCAGGAAUCCCUCAUCAAUUUGACCUCAAACGACUCGGGGAUUGAAUCUCAUCACAUCAUUUUUCUUUUUUCUUUUUCUUUUUCUUUUGGGUCCUAUGAAGGGCCCUUUGCAAAGUCCACUAGGCCCCCGGGGGGAACCGCAAUACACCCAGUCGUGUAUCAUUAGCUAGUACUGUGGCUUCUUCGCCAAUGAAGAGCAGACGAACAAUGAGGCAAACGGUGUCGUGUAUAUUCUGUUCUAGCGUACAACCCAUGAUUUUCUUUUA